CCCUGUUUUUCCGCUGCAGCAGACCGGAUUACAAAGGCACCAUUUUCAAGUGCAGACUCUCAUACUUGCAACACAAAGAGCUGAGCUGCUCAAGAAACCCGCAAAGGCCUCUCUAUCAGCAAAAGACGCCUUCUAGGGUCUCCACUACCUCAGUCUUGAUGGGGGAUGUUGUUCAAUCGGUUGCUGCGACGACAGGGACAGUACUAGAAGACUCAACUCAAAGAAGAAAUCACCCCGCUGGCCAUAAUUGAAGCCAGAGAGGAAGCUACCCCACAGUUCCAACCGCCAGCUGAAAUCCCAAAUUAUCAGAUGGAAUCCGUCGAUUUACCGAUUCUAGAUGGAGCUCCUGUUGAUGGAAAUCUUAUGAUGAUUGGAAAUAUGGGAAGUGGCAUGGCUGAAGAUGAUGCUGUAGAAAUAGAGAGGAUUUCACACCAUGUUGAUGAUAUGAUUGCAAAGGUUGAUGAGCUUGAGCAAAGAGUAAAUGAAGUUGAACAGUUCUACUUAACUUUGAGUAAGAAGCAGCCAAACAAUUCAAAAGGUAGCUCAGUUGUGAAGGAAAAAGACGAAGAAAAACAUAUUUCUAGCAUCAAGAAGCAGCAACAAGAUGCAACGCGAAGGGAAGCGGCUAGUGCAAAGAGGAUGCAAGAACUCAUGCGCCAAUUUGCCACAAUAUUGCGCCAGAUCACACAACACAAAUGGGCAUGGCCUUUUAUGGAACCUGUGGAUGUUGAAGGUCUUGGUUUACAUGACUACUAUGAGGUUAUUGACAAGCCCAUGGAUUUUAGCACAAUAAGGAAUCAAAUGGAAGCUAAGGAUGGUUCUGGAUACAAGAAUGUCCGAGAAAUAUGUACUGAUGUGAGGUUGGUUUUCAAGAAUGCAAUGACAUAUAACGAUGAAAGAAGUGAUGUUCAUGUGAUGGCAAAAACCUUGCUGGCAAAAUUUGAGGAGAAGUGGCUUCAACUUUUGCCCAAAGUCAUUGAAGAGGAAACAAGACUUAAGGAGGAGGAAGCUGAGGCCCAACGUGAUAUGCAACUUGCUCAGGAGGCUGCUAAUGCAAAAAUGGCUAGGGAUAUAAGUAGUGAGCUUUGUGAGGUUGAUAUGCAUUUGGAGGAACUGAGAGAAAUGGUGGUCCAAAAGUGCAGGAAAAUGUCAACAGAAGAGAAAAGAAAACUUGGUGCAGGCCUCAGCCAGUUGUCUCCUGAAGAUCUGAAUAAAGCAUUGGAGAUAAUUGCUCAGAAGAACCCAAGCUUCCAAGCCACAGCUGAAGAGGUUGAUCUGGACAUGGAUGCGCAGAGUGAAUCCACAUUAUGGAGGUUGAAGUUUUUUGUGAGGGAAGCUUUAGAAGGCAGCGGCAAGAGUUCUGUUAGCAGGGGUGGCAAUGACAACUCCAACUCCAAGCGAAAGAAAGAAAUUUGUGAUGCUCUUGCCAAGACUGCAAAGAAACGGAGUAAAAAGCUAUCUUCCUGAUGUAUUAUAUCGUCAUAUUAUAAGUUUGUCUCUUUCAUAUGUUCACCUGCGGUGGCUACAUGUCAGCAUCUCGUCCAAUGUUUAUAUAGAUACAACUUUAUUAAUAAAAUAAAAUUCUUAUAAAUACAGCUGUUUAGAUCAACAUUUUUUGACAAGUUAAUUUGUUUUGUUGGAGAUAAGUUCAUCUUACUUAUUUAACAGAGUUGUCAGACCCGGAUAGGAUUAGAUGGUCUAA
Molecule: messenger RNA, 1702 nt
Organism: Nelumbo nucifera (sacred lotus)
Lineage: Eukaryota; Viridiplantae; Streptophyta; Magnoliopsida; Proteales; Nelumbonaceae
Source: RefSeq, a predicted model, not a curated record